This is a messenger RNA of Plasmopara halstedii, 444 nucleotides long. RefSeq names its product Protein of unknown function DUF4598. NCBI's taxonomy places the organism in Eukaryota, Oomycota, Peronosporomycetes, Peronosporales, Peronosporaceae. Gene Ontology annotation, biological process: box C/D snoRNP assembly. The transcript has 3 exons. The record is from RefSeq and is a predicted model, not a curated record. The coding region runs from base 1 to 444 and encodes 147 amino acids.
AUGCAGGAUAAGUCAAACCGUCCGACUUUCACCAAUGUGCCAAAGAGCCAAUUGUUAUCUAAACUGGAAGCUUUUUUGCCCAUGAUGGAAGCGGAAAACAAAAAGCUGAGCGAAGCCGUUGCAGCCGGAGAAGGCGCGAAACACAACAUUGAAAUAGAAGAAUCUGAGGAUGAUGAUCUGACAGGAAGCGAUGAGGAAAAAAAGCAGCAGAAGUGUGACAAGGUGCCUGUGAUUGAAAUGAAUUUUGCGAUCAGCACGAUGGAUGAGGGUGAUAUUGACUCCGAAAAUUUGGACGCAGCUAUAGUCCCGGACGCGAUGGCCACAAGAAAAGAAUUUGAUGUCAGUUCAGAUUUAAAGCAGCAGCACGAUGAAGCGUCAUCGUUUCAAUUGCAGCUUAAAAAGCCGAGCAACAAGCCUCAUGCCAUCAUCCAGGAACUAAAUUAA